Ilex paraguariensis (yerba mate) is the source of this 285-nucleotide messenger RNA. The record is from the annotation of a GenBank genome assembly. NCBI's taxonomy places the organism in Eukaryota, Viridiplantae, Streptophyta, Magnoliopsida, Aquifoliales, Aquifoliaceae.
AUGGAACAUGUGGAUCGGAACUUGGAAGUGCCCAGGGGGGCACUUCAUUUACCGGGUCACAACGGAGUCUUCAUCUUGCGAGACCUGGUCGGAGCAACAUAUCGCCUUAGAGCCCCAACAAGGCGUAGCGGAAGGCGUUCUCUCGCCGAAGAUUGGAAGGCUUUUUCAGCUGCAAAAAAUCUUAAAGCCGGUCAGCAACUAAGAAUGUAUCGCGUAGGGAAUGAAUACUCGGUAGAAGUGGAUGUAAAGCUCUUUGGAAUGUCUGUAAGUUGGCGACCCCUCUAA